CGAUGACAUCGCCGUUGUCGUCGUUCAACGAGGCGCGAGGAAAAAUCGGAAGCGAACGAACGAUUGGUGCGAGAGCCGUCCUCUGAUUUACCUAGAGCGCAUAUUAGAAUGUUUAAUAAUCCUAGCAGCGGCUUGCGAGACGGCAGGUGGUGGUCGGCCUGACCGACUUUUAAAGAGACCUUGGGGGGGAAUUGGGCGGCAUCUUCAGUUGGACAUUGGCCUCCGUAAGACGAAGAGUCAGGGAAAAAGAGCCGCAGGGUGCAGGAGAGCACGAGCACGGCCGCCUCCUUGGAUUUCUUCUCAACGACUCACAGAACGGACGACAGGAUGCGACUGUCGACGAUUUUCGAGUUAUUAUUGAUCCUCUUGCUGGUGGCAUUUGCAGCUUAUGGUCGAGUAAUCGAUCGCGAUGAAGUGACACUUCGGGUGACUCGCGCUGCGGAUAACACGAAGCAGAGUGACAUGGGCCUGUCAACGAUGUCAUUGAAACAAGCGACCGAUAGCGUGAACCGAUAUUGUACUUGUAAUGAGAACAUCUGCAAUUGCUGUCGGGACUUUCACAUACCGGUUGUGCAGCUGAAAGGACCAGGAUGUGCUUCGCUGCAAUAUCUACAAGGUGACAAUUUGGCAGUCCAGCUGAGUUUUGGUGACAACAUAUUAACCAGCACGAUUGUUAACGGGAAAAAUCCGAAGCCUGUAUGUGUUCCUCUACCGGGUGGUUUUACUAAAUUCUGCGGUAGGGUUUAUUCCAUCCAACGAGAUGCGAAGAAUCACUUCAAAGCUUGUCUCGGUCUAGAACUGCAGUCAUCUACCGAAUUGGAAGCUAGUCUUCGCGUCAGUUGCUUUAGGUUUGGUCCAGAAGGUUUGAAGCUUCGACCGGCCGAGCCACUUCCGAUUGUCGAGACGGAAUCCAUCGAGGAAGACGAUGAUGAUGAUGAUUUCUUUGGACUUGGCUCCGAUGAUGACGAUGAUGACGAUGAUGAAGAUGACGAAAGACCUUCUCUCAAUUCCCUUCCCGAUGCUUCGGGAGUCAAUGACGCGCAAGAGUCGGAUGACGAUGACGACGAUGACGAUCUUUUAGGUUUUAGCGCUCUGCUGGAUAUCUUUACCGGCGACGAUGACACCACGAAGAGACCCAAAGUUACCACUGCGGCGCCAUUGUUGGAAUUUACUAUACCGAUUUUAUCGAAGCCAACGACGCCAUCGCUGGAGGAUCACGAACUGCCCGUUUUCCCCAACGAGUCGGAAAAUAACGACGAGGAACACGAAGACAGCACGCAGGAACCCGGUAAAGUGGUAGACGAGGAAAGUACGGCAUUAACUGAGAGCAAUACUGAGGAAAAUAACACUGAUGAGAAUCAGGAUCAAGUCACGGAGGCUUCUAAUAAAAUCACGUAUCUUGCAAAGCCUAACAAGGCGACCACUAAUAAAGUGAAAAAGGGAGUUAUUGGACAAAAAAAGCCGAGCGUGACGUCGACUAGUGUCAAUGCCAUUCAUGAUCCCGAGAAACCAGCAAAGAAACCUAUCAAGGACGAGUACGAUGAAGACGUUGAUGACGAUGAUAUUUUAGACGAUGAUGACGAUGAGGAUGACGACGACGACGAUGAUAUACUUGAUGAUGAUGAUGAAGAUAAGAAUGAUGUAUACGAAGACAAUGAAGAUAAAUUGGAUGAUGAAAAGCACACAGAACAUAAUGAUGAUGAUGAUGAAAAGGCUGAGGAUCUUGCUGAAUUGGACGACGAUGACGACGACGAGGAGGAAGAUGCCAUGUUGAGUGCUCUUAUGGAUACAGGAAAAAAUAAGAAGAAUAAAGGGACGACGAAUCAAACAAAUGCCGAUAAACACGAUGAGGAUUACAGCGCUGAAUUGGACUUUCUGGCCAGAAAGCAUCCCGAUGGGAAUCGUCAAAGCAAACUCACAAGGCUUUAAAAUGUACAGAGCUCCAGUCAGUAGAAUAAUUAAAAAAGCCGAAAAAAGCUCGUUUUUUUAUCUGAUAAAUUUGCUGUUCCGAUAAAACUUAAGGCGUUUUAUCGGAUCAACGGAUGUUCGUCAAAAAUUUGGUAGAUUAAUAUAAUUGUGAUGGUGUCAGACCCAUUUUUAACGAUAAAAUUAUAAAAGUCUUUGCGUUUCUCUAAAUUUUAUAACAAAAUAUAAAAAAAGAAUUACAAUAAUAUCUUAAUUAUUAUUUUAUAAUGUUAUAUAAAAGAGAUAAUUUUGUAAUAUACAUUAAUUUUAUUGUUGAAAAAAAUAACGGUGUACUUCGCUAUCACAAUUAUCUCUUUACAUAGUUAAUUUUGUAUUUAUUAAAUUAUAUAGAGACUGAUGCAAGAUUUGUCAGAACAAAGAUGGAAGAGUUUUCUUAAGAGAAAGCUCAAAUAAAAUUGUGUGAAAUUCUUUAGAAUACUAGUUGUUCAAAAGAUUUUAAUAUAAAAAUCUGAAAAGGUUUAAAUAUAAGGAAGACUUAUAUAUAAUUGUUUGUGACCUCAGCCAUAAUAAUUUGCUCGACUAGUUUAAUGUUAUUUAUUAAGAGCAAAGAAAUAUUUAUGAUUUAUGUAUUUAUUUA
Molecule: messenger RNA, 2563 nt
Organism: Cataglyphis hispanica
Lineage: Eukaryota; Metazoa; Arthropoda; Insecta; Hymenoptera; Formicidae
Product: coiled-coil domain-containing protein 1
Exons: 6
Coding region: 328-1929 (533 amino acids)
Source: RefSeq, a predicted model, not a curated record